AUGGGCUCCAGACUGAGCAGGCAGAGCAGCCUGGACAAUGAGAAUUUCUCCAAAAAGCGACGCAAGCUUGCAGACGGCUCCGGAGAGAGCGACAGGAGCAGCCGAGGCGGAGGGGACUUUUUGUUUGCGCUGAUGCUGAAAUCAGACAAGCUGCCCGGGAUGCUGCGGAGGACCAACCACAGCCCGUACAUCAGGAGAGUGGCGUGGAUCAAAGAGAUCCAGAAGCUGCUCCGUGACCGCAGGAUAGAGCAGGCAACCGACGUGCUCAAAUUACUGAGGAAGGAUCUUGGUUUGGAAGGCACCUCGCUCAACGACAUCUUAUACAAAAACGCCGCCUUCCUCAACCUGGUGGACCCGAUCUCACACGAGCUGCUGCUCAGCCUGGCUCGAGAGAUGCAGUGUCCUAAGAAGGAUGCAGACACCAUAAAGUCUUCUGAUAAGAUUUGCAGACAGCUGAUCUACCACCUGACCCCGCACUCAAAGUGGCUGAGGCAGAGCAUGUCCAGACGGAAAUCCCAGGCCUGUCUCAAGACAACCCUUCAGAAAAAGCUGUCCAGUGACUCCAUCGACCUAUCAGGCGUCGCCCUGUCCACCCGCGAUGUCCGGCAAGUCGCCUUCUACCUCCAAAGCAACAGAGACAGCGUGGUGGCCGUGGACAUCAGCUUCACCGAACUCCAGGACGAGAACCUGAAGAUUCUCCUGCCUCUGCUCGCAUCGUCGCCCAAGCUCAGCACCCUGGCUCUCAACGGUAACCGCCUCACCCUGGCCAUAAUCAAAGACCUCACAGAGAUGCUCAAAGACCCCAAGAUGUUCUCCAGCCUGGCCUGGAUCGACCUGGGCAACAACGUGGAUAUUUUUACCAUGCCUCAGCCGCUGCUGGUAGCGCUGCGCCGGCGCUGUAGCCUGAAGAGCAGUUUACCAACUAUCUACGAGUACACAGAGGGUCAACCCUACUCCUACCACCUGGAGACCUCCAUCGAGGAGCCCAGCCUCUACGAGGAGGAAGAAGAGGAGGAGGAAGAGGCGGAGGAAGACGAGGAUGACGUGGGGAACAAGUUUGAGCUGGAGCCGUGGAGUUUAGGGGAAAAGCAGCUCUCCAAAGACUUCACCCUUCACUACUGUGAGAGGUGA
Messenger RNA from Anoplopoma fimbria (sablefish), 1131 nucleotides. It is a transcript of the gene lrrc75ba, whose product is annotated as leucine rich repeat containing 75Ba. The transcript has 4 exons. NCBI's taxonomy places the organism in Eukaryota, Metazoa, Chordata, Actinopteri, Perciformes, Anoplopomatidae. The record is from RefSeq and is a predicted model, not a curated record. Bases 1 to 1131 code for a protein of 376 amino acids.